Molecule: messenger RNA, 1179 nt
Organism: Aspergillus fumigatus Af293
Lineage: Eukaryota; Fungi; Ascomycota; Eurotiomycetes; Eurotiales; Aspergillaceae
Source: RefSeq, a predicted model, not a curated record
AUGUUCAGGUCCACGAUCUUUCGACAGGCCGCGAAAGCCUUCAGUCAGAGAUCUCAUCCUGCUCCAUUCGCUGCUCCUCUCCGGUGUUCCGCCUCUAACACCUUCUUCCGUCCCCUCUCGUACACAAUUCCUCGCUCAACAGGCGGAAAGAAAGACCCCGAAGAAUCCGAGGUAGAAGGGCGAUUCGCGCGUACUGAUGAGAGCGUUGUAAUUGAAUACCCCAAUGACGCGGACAUGCCCCGUACUCCGAUCGUCCAGGGCCGUGGAGGAAUGCACUUCAAGCGUACCCUUGCCCAAUUCUCCCUAGAAAACAAGGUCAGCUUGGUGACAGGAGGAGCCCGUGGUCUUGGUCUGGUCAUGUCUCAGGCGCUUGUUGCGUCCGGCUCUGAUUUGGCCAUUGUGGAUUUAAACCCUAAUGCGUCACAGGAGAGGAAGCUGAAGACCAGGCUCAGAAGCUCGUCGAACAGUUUAAGAAGGAAAAUCCGGGCUUGGAACAGUAAGUCGAUUGGCGGGUUCCAGGCAUUUUUGUCAGUAGCAGACGCUAACGUUCUUUUCACUUUUCUUUUUUCUAGAAUGCCCAACGUUACAGCUCACUACGCCGACGUGGCAAACCCCGACUCUGUAAAUACAGCAAUUGCGGAAGUUAUCUCGAAGCACGGCCGCAUCGAUCACCUCGUCACUUCCGCUGGUUUUACCGAAAACUUCGAUGCCAUCUCCUACCCUUAUGACCGCAUGCAAAAGCUCUGGGGUGUCAACGUUGAUGGAACAUACUUGUUCGCGGUUGGUGUUGCGAAGCAUCUCAUGGAACGCAAGGCUCCGGGCAGCAUGGUUCUGAUUGGAAGCAUGUCCGGCGCCAUUGUCAAUGUUCCUCAGCCCCAGGCUCCUUACAAUGCGGCCAAGGCUGCUGUGCGUCACCUGGCCGCUUCUCUUGCCGUGGAGUGGGCCCCUCAUGGCAUUCGGGUUAACUGCAUCAGUCCUGAAUACAUGCUGACAGCUCUGACCCGCAAAAUUCUCGAUGAAAGGCCGGAUCUGAGGGACAAGUGGACCUCCCUUAUUCCUGUUGGAAAGAUGGGUACUCCGGAAGACCUGAUGGGCGCCGUGACCUUCCUCCUCAGUGACGCAUCCAAGUACAUUACUGGUGCGGAUCUCCGCGUCGACGGUGGAUACACUCUGACCUAA